Molecule: messenger RNA, 284 nt
Organism: Saccostrea echinata
Lineage: Eukaryota; Metazoa; Mollusca; Bivalvia; Ostreida; Ostreidae
Product: THAP domain-containing protein 3-like
Exons: 2
Coding region: 1-240 (79 amino acids)
Source: RefSeq, a predicted model, not a curated record
AUGGUACGCUCUUGCUGUGUUGUCAAAUGUUCAAAUCGUGAUGAUACGAAAGGAAAACAGAGAGGUCUACACUUUUUCAGAUUUCCCAAAGAUGGUCGAAAAUGUCGUGCUUGGAUAAAGACAAUAAACAGAGAUGAUUUUGUGCCCAUUGAACACACCUGUGUAUACUCAGAGCAUUUUGUGAGUGGAUGGCACAGUGAUGACCCGGAAGAUGUGGAUUAUGCUCCAACUAUUUUUUAGUACAAAAUGAAGAGAGUUAAUCCAGAGAGAGAAGAGAAAUAAGC